CACUCUGGCCCCGGAGGAGAAGGGUGGCCGUUGAAGCCUUGAAGACGCGGUGCCCUUUGGCAGACCCAGGAGGGCUCCCCCUGGACCUGAAUCGGUCCCGGGCUGUGGAGGCGGCCGGCGAGUCCCUAAGGGGUGGUCUCUGCGUCAAGGAGAGGAGGCGAUGCCAAGGCGCAGCUGAGGAGGCGGAGGCAGCAGAUAGAGAGAGGAGCAUCUGUCCUCCUUGCUCCUCCGCUCUCCUCCGCAGCCAGCGCCGAGUGUCCUCUGGCGUCGGCCCCCUAACCUUUCUCCGGCACAUCCCCUGAAGGCGGGCGGGGGCGCUCCCUGCCUUUCGCCUUUCUUUGCGCAUGGCAGGCCAGCCCCGCUGACGGGCGCUUCAGCACCAGGGAGAGCGGCCGGCGCUCCAGCACCGCGGACAGCUCCCCACUCGCCAGGCGGGACUUCAGCACCGCGGACAGCUCCCACCCCCCCACACCCGCCGGCCGAGCCUUCGCAGGGCCGGACUUCAGCACUGCGGACAGCGGCGGCGGAGAAGGCACCGGGAGGAGACCCGCCGCUGGGAGGGCCCCGGGGGAGGUGGGGGCCGGACUGCAGCGCCACCCAGCCGCCCCUCCCCACCCCGGACCACCAGCCUCCCCCGCCCCCGCCGCUGGAGCCCCCGACGCCUUGGCCUGGGGAACCCCCCACGGCAGGGAGGGCGGGCAGGAGCGAUGUGCCCCGCCUGAGCAGAAGAUGCCGCCGCCGCCGCCACCCGCCUCUAUGGCUCUCCUCGCCUGCCUCUGCCUCUUUGGGAUCCUGAGAAGGAGCUUGGGGACCGACACGGAAGAGCGGCUGGUAGAGCAUCUCCUGGACCCAUCGCGCUACAACAAACUGAUCCGUCCCGCGACGAAUGGCUCCGAGCUGGUGACGGUGCAGCUGAUGGUGUCCCUGGCCCAGCUGAUCAGCGUGCACGAAAGAGAACAGAUCAUGACCACCAACGUCUGGCUGACCCAGGAAUGGGAAGACUAUCGGCUCACCUGGAACCCAGAGGACUUUGACGACAUGAAGAAGGUGCGGCUACCUUCCAAGCAUAUCUGGCUACCGGAUGUCGUACUCUACAACAAUGCGGAUGGGAUGUACGAGGUAUCCUUCUACUCCAACGCAGUGGUGUCCUACGACGGCAGCAUCUUCUGGCUGCCGCCAGCCAUCUACAAGAGCGCCUGCAAGAUUGAGGUGAAGCACUUCCCUUUCGACCAGCAGAACUGCACCAUGAAAUUCCGCUCGUGGACCUACGACCGGACGGAGAUCGACCUGGUGCUGAAGAGCGAGGUGGCCAGCCUGGACGACUUCACGCCCAGCGGCGAGUGGGACAUCAUCGCCUUGCCCGGCCGGCGGAAUGAGAACCCCAACGACUCCACCUACGUGGACAUCACCUACGACUUCAUCAUCCGCCGGAAGCCGCUCUUCUACACCAUCAACCUGAUCAUCCCCUGCAUCCUCAUCACCUCCUUGGCCAUCCUGGUCUUCUACUUGCCCUCCGACUGCGGGGAGAAGAUGACCCUCUGCAUCUCCGUCCUGCUGGCCCUCACCGUCUUCCUCCUCCUGAUCUCGAAGAUCGUGCCCCCCACCUCGCUGGACGUCCCGCUGGUGGGCAAGUACCUGAUGUUCACCAUGGUCCUGGUGACCUUCUCCAUCGUCACCAGCGUCUGCGUCCUGAACGUCCACCACCGCUCGCCGACCACCCACACCAUGCCGCCGUGGGUCAAGGUGGUCUUCCUCGACAAGCUGCCCACCCUGCUCUUCAUGAAGCAGCCGCGGCAGAACUGCGCCCGCCAGCGGCUGCGCCAGAGGCGGCAGAACCAGGAGCGGGCGUCCGGGAGCUACUUCCUGCGGGAAGGGGCCCGCUCCUGUACGUGUUACGCCAACCCUUCCACCGUCAAGAAGUUUGGGGCAGGGGGCAGUGGCAGCGGGAAUGGCGGGGGAAGACCCUUCACGGAAACGGCGGACGGGGUCAACGGUCUCCGGGACCGGCCGGGCCAAACAGUGCCCCUGGGCCACUGCUGCUGCGGUCUCGAAGAAGCGGUGGACGGCGUGCGCUUCAUCGCGGACCACAUGAAGAGCGAAGACGACGACCAGAGUGUCAGCGAAGACUGGAAGUAUGUGGCCAUGGUGAUCGACCGCCUCUUCCUGUGGAUCUUCGUCUUCGUCUGCGUGUUCGGGACCAUCGGCAUGUUCCUGCAGCCGCUCUUCCAAAACUACGCCACCAACUCCCUCCUGCAGAUCAACCAAGGCACGCCCGGCUCCAAAUAGAGGCUGGGCCAACCUCUCCUCCACCAGCCUAAUUGGAGGAGAGAGGAGGGGGGAGAGACGGCACCCACCAGGCCCCGUUGUGGACACCGUCCCGAGGUGCUCUUGAGGAAGGGCCACGGACCCACCCCAGACCUUGCGCGAGUCCCAGCAAUGGAGCCCGGGUUUGGAAGGGCCACAGACUGAAAAGGAGGACACCGGAUGGCCCCUCUGGAUGGUGGUUCCUGCUGGGAGUGGCCCCAAGGGCAAAACCGGAUUUCUGAAUGGCCCCUGGGGUGGAUUUGGAAGGGCAGCAGGGACACAAUCCCCGAAUGGCCACUGGCCUGCAAUCCUGGCUUCGGGACGGCCCGAGGAACCCCACCCGGCUUCCCAAUGGCCACUCGAGGGCACGGGCUCCUUCCAGAGAGCCCCCUUGCCAAAUGACCACCGGACGCUUACGUGCCGAGGCGAGAGGGGGCUUGUCCAGUGGGCCCCGGGGAAGGGGCCGCUUGGGAGAAAGACCGCCUCUCCCCCCCACCCCACGCCCAAAGGCCCCGGCGUGUGCCAAUUCUGGGGUGCCAGCUCCCAACUCAGGGAAACAUAGAUAUGUACCCUACAACACAUUCACCGGAGAGCCGUGGGGUGGCGAGGGGCACUCUCCGUCAGGAAGACACAUGCCAUUUUUCAGGGUCCGGCUGGAAGCCCUGGCCCGCCUUGGGGCAGUUCAGAGAGCCGCCCUGGGGCAGGCCCGGGGAAGCAGCCUCACCCCUCCUCCCGCAGCAGAAGGAGCCCACCGGCCCCGAGGAGCAGUGAAGCAGGCCUCUGCUGACCCCACAUGGAGAAGGGCUGCAGGGGGGCGCGUCUCUUCUCCUUCUCCGUCUCCCCGACCAGAUGAUGGAUUCCAAGAUGUCCUUCUCUCUCUCUCUCUCUGUGUGGGGGGGGCAUAUGCUGCCGCAAACAACAGGGGAGGGGGCGUCCACACCAGACCACCACCACCACCACCACCUUCAAGAGAGACCAACGCAUCACCACCGUUCAGCCCAUGGACUAUUCCGCCCGCCCCCCAGCUCCUGGAAUUUGAUGCUGUCACCGCAGAAACAAUAAAACUAGGUCACUUA
Messenger RNA from Hemicordylus capensis (graceful crag lizard), 3380 nucleotides. RefSeq names its product cholinergic receptor nicotinic beta 2 subunit (gene CHRNB2). Gene Ontology annotation, cellular component: postsynaptic membrane; neuron projection; synapse. Lineage: Eukaryota; Metazoa; Chordata; Lepidosauria; Squamata; Cordylidae. The record is from RefSeq and is a predicted model, not a curated record. Gene Ontology annotation, molecular function: transmembrane signaling receptor activity; acetylcholine-gated monoatomic cation-selective channel activity. Bases 730 to 2286 code for a protein of 518 amino acids. The transcript has 6 exons. Gene Ontology annotation, biological process: monoatomic ion transmembrane transport; chemical synaptic transmission; regulation of membrane potential.